Haliotis rubra (blacklip abalone) is the source of this 2532-nucleotide messenger RNA. RefSeq lists its product as uncharacterized. Gene Ontology annotation, biological process: immune response. The coding region runs from base 1032 to 1934 and encodes 300 amino acids. Gene Ontology annotation, molecular function: tumor necrosis factor receptor binding. Lineage: Eukaryota; Metazoa; Mollusca; Gastropoda; Lepetellida; Haliotidae. The record is from RefSeq and is a predicted model, not a curated record. The transcript has 4 exons. Gene Ontology annotation, cellular component: membrane.
AAACUGCCAAUCGUAUGAUAUGCAGCUAAUAGCCAGAACAACACACUUCACGAAUCAGAAGAAAUGUAAUAUCUCACAGCACAGAAUAAAUGUAGAGAAGGCAGCCGUAUUUUGUUUGUGUUAAUGUAAAAUAGGCUAAGAGUGAGAACAGAAAAUGGAUCAAGGACAUUGAGAGAAAAUGUAAGGAUGCAUGAUGUAAAUACCGGGUUCCAGGAAAGAGAAAAGAGAGAGGUAUAAGAAGAAAUACGUGAAAACAAAAGUAACAAAACCGUUUUCCAAACAUAAAAUAUCUCUGCUGGUCGUAAAAUCCGUAGUGUGAUUGUAAGAAUAUCAUGUAUCACCAUAUAUAGACAUAAUGACAAUGUUUACAAGUGGACGCAAGGUGGACGAUGUCCGGUUAUAAGGAGCCUGUCCACUUUUAUCUGUGUAAGCUGAGACUGUAUCCUCCACACAAGUGGUGCAUGGUUUCAGGGAAAUGCAAGCACAGUGGGAGAGAAGAAAUAUCCCUGCUAGAGGGGAGAUAGUCUGUCCAACAGUCCCCGAACCAUAUUAAUUUCCCUGCAGCCUAGCCCUCCCUGCAAUGCUAAUUGACUAAAUGAAGCAGGUCUUGAUUUCCCAAGGUUCUGAAUCUCUGGUCCCCCAGGGAUUCUUUUAAAUUUAAACGGGUUUAUUUGUUACAAUCAGAGUUAUAUAUAUCCGGAGACUCAGCCUUAGUCUAGAGGACAGACACCAUGGCUGUUGAGGAAGAGAAAGCAGGUCACUAUGGGAAUUCCCCGUAGCAAGCGUAACUUCAGGGAAUCCGCGGUGAGGUAAUGGGUAUUCCGUACCGAGGGAGCAAGUAUUUUAUCAACUAGCAUGUUUUGGAUAGAUUCAGUGUAUGUGAGACAGCUACAGGCGACACUAUCAGCUGAACAGAUUCGACUUAGAGAGACUUGACAAGUGUGCUGUUACAUCAUUAAUCUCAUGGGGAACGUAUACAUAGUUCGUAAUACACAUUGAUUUCACGGUGGCAACGGAUUUCAUUUUCAAUUAUGUCCGAACCCGAGUCCACCUUCCUAUCCAUUGAGCCAGCAACGUCACCAACUCCACCGCCCCAUCAAGGCCGACGUCGUCCGGGGGUGCUGUUGUAUGCGAUUAUCGGAUUAUCGCUGACAGCCAAUGUUGUGCUGAUUGUCGUCGUGGCUGUCCAUGAGUUUAUGAAACCGCGAGAACAUCACCCCAGAACUGAGGGUUUACCCGCUCUGUCGAAUCGAAAGCAGGCGGCUGCUGAUCAAAUAUGUCUCACCUGUGAUCAACUUGGUCCGCUGGUCGAAUCCAAGGAUACGCUUUAUGACGUCAUAAGACUGCCAUCGGGACAUGCGCUGUGUUGUCAGAGACAGAAGAAUGACGUCACAACGUUAUUCCAAAAGAUAAUCAGUGACGAAUACUACAGAAGGUCCACAGGCAGGGAGCCGGGUGACCUCCUUAAAGGGUUGCGGGAAGAGAUAUGGAGUCGUCCCAGGGAGUCGACGUGGGCUCACCGAUAUCUGGUGCCAGACAGAGAUUCACCGCCAACAUGGACGACGAGCGACCCCUACAAUACGUCUUUCUGUUCCAACGUCGAAUGUGAUGGGGACAAAGUCGUCGUGGCAGCAGCAGGUCUGUACCUGGUGUACUCACACAUCACCUUCACCACGUUGCCAACAUCCUCAGACACACCCUUCCUGCACAUGAUACGGCGACAGAACCCUAACCUCCCUGGCCUCGGAGAGAAAUCCAUACUCAUGUCUAAAACGUCCUUCCGGUUGACAGUAACUCCGCAGCAAACGUCCUUCCUGUCCGCCAUUGUGAAGCUCCGCAAACAAGAUCGCCUCCAUGUGGUGGUGUCGAACAAUUAUUAUGAUUUAGUUGAGAAAAGGAGAUUUUCAAAUUAUUUUGGUGUUAUAAAAAUGUAAAUAUGAUUUUAACCUGUUUUUUCAAGCUGUUUUUUUCAUAAUGGCUGUCUAAAGCACAGUAUUACAACACUAAUAUUUUCGUAUCUGGAAGCAAAGCAAUAGGUGGCUACGCAAAUUCUAUCGUUUGAAUGUAGAUAUAUGCAUAACGGCAUUGUUCCUGGUGAUGUGUAUUGGACAAGACAAUCCAGAAGAAACAGUCACUUUCAGGAAUACAGUGCCACAACCGUCGGAUGUAAACUGUGACAUGAGUAAAUUUAUGUCAACGGAUACGCGUCGAAAGUUCCAGUAGGUGUGAUAUAUCUCACUAGGCAGCAACUAGUAUGAAGUAUUUUAACAUUGAAGCCUUUUUAAGUCGAACUCUGUUGUCCCGAUAUCUCAAAAGAGAUGUUUCGUGUUGGUACUGUUUAAGUCCUCGUCGACUAUGUUUUAAUGUCACUCCUCUGUAAUUGAAGUUCGGGUAAUUCGAAUAGUUAUUAUAUCCUGGGAGUCCGUUUUAAUGAGGUGUCAUUGUUAAAGUACGUUCAUGUUCUAUAUUGUAGAUGUGUUCAUUGUGAAAUGCAGUUUCAAAAUGUAAAAACAAUAAACUGGUAUGUUUUUA